AUUCAUUUCCCAUCCAUGUUUAUUUCUUUUCUUGCAUUCCCAAAAAUGCAUGCUUUAGGAUACAACUCCACACACAUUAUCACUUUAGAGCAUAUUCAUGUUCCUUCAUCAUUUAUCUAUUGUUUGGCAUCCAUCACGAUUCUUUGUCAAUCAAGACACCUUUUGAAAUAUUCAUCCGUGGAGAAAGCUUUGACCGAUAGAGGAUUGAGGAGAUCUUUAAUUGCAAGCAUUUUUCUCCAUCGUGGGCAAUUGCCAAGUCCAAGGGGCAAGCUUAGAAGGACAAGAACCAAGAGCAACCUCGAAGAGCAAAAGCUCAAACACAUCGCACUUUAUAUGGCUCUAGCAAUCAAGGGAUUCUCCAAGGAAAGGAAUGCAACUACUCAUUGAACAAUCAUACUUUGAGAGAUCUAGGAGUCAGAUUUUGCUAAGGACUUGAAUGCUACCAUGUUGAUGUACUUAGUGUGAUGUACUAGGCUUUUACUUUGUAAUGAAUGACCAUCUUUGUA
Messenger RNA from Rubroshorea leprosula, 506 nucleotides. The record is from the annotation of a GenBank genome assembly. NCBI's taxonomy places the organism in Eukaryota, Viridiplantae, Streptophyta, Magnoliopsida, Malvales, Dipterocarpaceae.